AUGAAUUUUUCAAUUAUCCAUCUUGCAGGAAAUCAUUUAUCAACAUCCCCACUAUUCACAAUGAAAAACAUCAGAGCUCAAGAUAUUAGAUUUUCAAGAAUAAUCUCAUCAGUCUUUUAUAAUACGAAUUAUCUUAACUUAUAUCGUGCGAAAUUUGAAAAAUCAUUAGCAACACCUAUAUAUUUCAAUAAAUUAUAUACAUCAGGAUCAAUAUCAUCUCGACUUUUUACAAACGAUGCAAAAAUAACCUUAGAGGAUUGUUAUUUUAAUGAAAUAUAUGCUUCAGGCAAUGUAGGUUCGGCAUUAUAUAUUUCUGGUGCAGAUUUUACUAAUGUCACUCAAUGUUCCUUCACAAAAUGUAUGAAUAACAAGAAAUGUGGCGCUUUUUACAUAAAUUCUACCGAAUUUGAGCUUACAUAUGCCUGUUUUUACAAAUGCAGAUCCACAAUUGAAUGUUCUAUUGGUAUAGUUCUUUCUGAAAUAAUUGUUUGGGUAAAUUCUGUGGCAUAUAAAUGCGUACAAGAAAGCGAGGUUGUAGAUUCUACACUUAAACUGAUUUCCCAAUCAAAUACCCUUACUAGAAUGAAUUCUACACUAUGUGAUUCAGAUAUCAACUCUGGAGUUCUUUCUGUUGGCUCUGUCCGCAUGGAGUAUGCUUCAUUCUUUAAUAAUACAGGUAGGUCUCUUGCAGCAUUCCAUAAUGCUACAAAAAAUAUUGUAUUAAUGUUCGUUUUUGCGUUUUACAACAAAGGAAACUUGGUUGCCUUAUUUGAUAUAAACGGAGCUAUUCGUAUGCGUCUUCUCCAAUUAGUUGUGCAACAAAAUGAAGGAAAGGUUUUCAAAAUUCAAGGAAUUUCAAAAGAAAUUGAUCUUGCAGAUUCAUUUAUUGAUGUUCCUCUAGAACCAGGGAUAAGCACAUCUUUCGAAGAAUACUUUAACGUUACUACAGGAACUCCAUCGAUUCCUAUUCAAGAAUAUGCUGUUUGUAUACCAAUAGAUACUGAUUCCGAAUCUGCUAGAUCUCCUCAGAUAAAGAAGUAUAUCACUGCUGCAUAUAUCUUCUCUGCUGUUGUUGUAUUUAUUUGCGUUAUUAUUAUCGUAAUAUCAGAAAUCAGACAACUGAAGCUGAAAAAGAUGAACUAA
This is a messenger RNA of Trichomonas vaginalis G3, 1143 nucleotides long. RefSeq lists its product as uncharacterized. The coding region runs from base 1 to 1143 and encodes 380 amino acids. The transcript has a single exon. Lineage: Eukaryota; Parabasalia; Trichomonadida; Trichomonadidae. The record is from RefSeq and is a predicted model, not a curated record.